Messenger RNA from Trichomonas vaginalis G3, 630 nucleotides. Its product is annotated as isopentenyl-diphosphate delta-isomerase protein. Lineage: Eukaryota; Parabasalia; Trichomonadida; Trichomonadidae. The transcript has a single exon. Bases 1 to 630 code for a protein of 209 amino acids. The record is from RefSeq and is a predicted model, not a curated record. Gene Ontology annotation, biological process: isopentenyl diphosphate biosynthetic process; isoprenoid biosynthetic process. Gene Ontology annotation, molecular function: isopentenyl-diphosphate delta-isomerase activity. Gene Ontology annotation, cellular component: cytoplasm.
AUGUCUGUAGAACAACAAAAUCAGAUGCAAAAUGCUCAUGUUGUCCUUGUAGAUAAAGAUGACAAUCCAGUUGGCGAAGCUGAUAAAUAUACAGCACAUCGCACUGAAAAGGGUCCACUUUUACACAGAGCAUUUUCCUUGUUUUUAUUUGAUUCGGAAAGAAGGCUUUUGCUCCAACAAAGAUCAUCUAAUAAAAUCACCUUCCCAUUGAUUUGGGCAAAUACAUGUUGCUCACAUCCUGAACCAAAAGAAGCCGUUCUUGAUGCGGCUGUUAGAAGAGUCGAUCUUGAAUUGAAUAUCAAGCUUUCUUCUGAUGCUCAUCUUCAAGAAUUGGGAUCAUUUGUUUAUAAAGCUAUUUAUGAGGAUGGAUGGGCAGAAUAUGAACUUGAUCAUGUUGUUUUUGGAUAUUAUGAUGUCAAAGAAAUAAAUCCAAACCCAGAAGAAGUUCAAGCAGUGAGAUGGGUAACUCAGGCAGAAUUUGAACAGUGGCUUAAUGAGAAACCACAAGAACUAUCACCUUGGAUCAAAAAGAUUUGGACUCAAUUCCUUCAGAAGAAUUGGAAUAAAUGGUGUGAAAAUAAAAAUAUUCCAGAGUCAGAAAUUUCUUUGAAACCGUUUGAUUUGGAAUAA